ACGAGCAGCGGGGAGAGAGAGAGAGAGAACGAGCGAUGCUUCGGCUUUUUAUCUCGAGGGCGGCCGGAAGCCAGAGGCCGCUCUGCUCUCGCAAUCAACUGCGAGGGAUACACGAGAGAAACAAGAAGGCAAUGGGAUUAGUGGCCAAGGGUUGGAGUGCACUCCAAGAAGUCGACAGAGUUAUUGACCACGCCGACCUCAACGAUCCACGUCUUAUCCCUCUACUUAGGGCUGCGAAGGAUAACUUUGAAUUGGCUUUGGAAGUUGACAAUAUGAAUACCCAUGCAAGGUACUGGUUGAGCAGGAUGCACUUCAAAUAUCAUGUUCCUGGAGCCUGCAAGCUCAUAGGUGUUGCCCUACUUGUGGAAGCUGCAAAUAUGGGCGAUGCAGAUGCACAAUAUGAGCUUGGUUGUCGCCUCAGGGUUGAUAAUAAGUAUGUGAAGUCAGAUCAGCAGGCUUUCUAUUAUAUAGAGGAAGCAGUUGACCAGCUUCAUCCAGGGGCUUUAUAUCUUCUUGGCUCUGUUUAUUUGACUGGAGAUUGUGUAAAGAGAGAUGUUGCUUCGGCAAUGUGGUGCUUCCAUAGAGCAUCUGAAAAGGGCCAUGCUGGAGCUGCAAUUGCUUACGGUUCGCUCCUUUUAAAAGGAUAUGAAGUUCCAGAAGUUAUAAUGAGGUUUAAUUCAAGCAGGAGCCCUUCCACUGGUGGUGCGAGGAAGAAGGAAGUAAAGUGGCAGAAACAAGAUGCAGUGGAGAUGGCAAAAGAGCAGUUUCGGAUUGCUGCAGAAGUUGGAUGCGAUCUUGGUCUGCAUUGGUUAAACAGGCUUUCAGAUUCUGAAAAGCAAUGAGUUAUAAACUUUGUUUGGGACAGCUUUUUUAUUGUUUUGUAAAGCUAUUUU
This is a messenger RNA of Dendrobium catenatum, 893 nucleotides long. RefSeq lists its product as uncharacterized. The record is from RefSeq and is a predicted model, not a curated record. The transcript is spliced from 8 exons. Gene Ontology annotation, molecular function: protein binding. NCBI's taxonomy places the organism in Eukaryota, Viridiplantae, Streptophyta, Magnoliopsida, Asparagales, Orchidaceae. The coding region runs from base 36 to 842 and encodes 268 amino acids.